Molecule: messenger RNA, 8444 nt
Organism: Contarinia nasturtii (swede midge)
Lineage: Eukaryota; Metazoa; Arthropoda; Insecta; Diptera; Cecidomyiidae
Product: cadherin-87A
Exons: 26
Coding region: 2030-8146 (2038 amino acids)
Biological process (GO): homophilic cell-cell adhesion
Cellular component (GO): plasma membrane
Molecular function (GO): calcium ion binding
Source: RefSeq, a predicted model, not a curated record
UGAACGGAACCACAUGUUCGUUCUCUCGUCUUGAUUUUGACAUUUUUUUUUGUGGGCAAAAAGAAGCCAAAAAAAGUGCAAGCAUAUAACUUGGUAAUUUGCUUUGAUUUUUUUGUAUGGAACGAGUUGAAUUUUAAAAAUAUAUCCAGAUAUUGCAAGAAGGCGAGACAGACUCUGACAGUUGUUUAUGUAACAAACAAAUCGGGAAGUGUUGUUUCAUUCCGUGAAAUUUAAACUCGAAUAUUGCAACAACUGAACACUCAACUUAACCGCAAAUGAUUGAAAUCCGUGAAAACUACGGACAACAAUUAUUUUACAGUGAAAUUUGACGUUGAGAUUUAAAAAUAGCGCUGAAUUUCAACGUUAAAAUAUCAAAAUCUCACUUAAUAACACCGUAUAAAGUAAAAGAGCAACGAAAAAGAAAACUUGAAAUAGCAAUAAAACCGAAGAAAAAUUGUACAUAGAUUUGGCCAGAGUUCGUUUGCAUAUUGAAAGACUAUAAUCACGAAUUGACGGGACAGAAGCAGAAAAACAAAAAACACGACGCAGUACACGAACCCGAUCACCAAACAUAGAUACAUGGUGUAUGUUUCAUCUUACGGUCAUGGUGUAGUUCGAUAAAACAAAAAAAAAAACUUUUUACUUGAACUGAAAAACUUUACAACCAAAAGGUGCUGUACAACCAAAAGAAAUUGUAAGAAUUGUGUGCAAGAGACUUAAAGUCGACUAUAAUUACCGUAUCGAAGAAUAAAAGCAGUGAUAUCAACAAAGUAAAUUGUGUAUUUGUGUUAAAACAUUCUUGCGCCGUUCUAUUUUCUGUGACGGUAUUUGUUUAGUCUUCUCUUAGCGUGUGGAUUCUUUCAUUUUCGUUCGCUUUCCCGCUGUUCGAUCAGAGAAAACGCUAGAAUUAUCACACAUAUUGCACAUUCACAUAAACACGUUCGAACUGCUCUCUGCAGAAGUUUAUUGACGUCGUGAGGAAGCUGUGGCAUUUAUGUGCAAAAUGCUUAUGACAUAACAAGAAAAAUAUGAUACAGUGAAAUUUGUUCUAAAGAAACCAAAUUUUCGAUGUGAAAACUUUUGUAUCAAGUUUUAAUUUUUUAUGUAAAUUGAAUGAGCAUAUCGUUACAUACGUUUAUGUGAAUUGUCUUCGAUGAUGAGAAUUUUUGUUGCAGACGAAACGUAAUCAAUCGACGAAUGAGCGAGAGAAAAAAAACCUUGGAGAGAAUUGCAUGAGAACGGCAACAAAAUAGACGGACGUGCGUUCUUUUAUAACAAGAAUAAAGAACGACCUCAUGUACUUACGUGUGCCACAUUAAACUUGUUGUGAAACAGGAGUGUAUAUGUUGUGAAUUUUUUGUUCCUCGCAAUAUAUUCCGUUCGGUUAGUGGGCUCCUAUUGAAGAGUUCGUUAUCUGGCAUCAAGUUUAGAAACGAAUGAAAGAAGCGAAAAAAAAACAACAAAUUCUCAUUUGCCAGUUUGUGCUAUCCAAAGUUUUCUUGUUUAGUGUUUCUUUUGAUCGAAAUUGGUUCGCCAGUUUGUGUGUGUUUUCUUCUUGUUUCCAACGUGAGCGAAAACAAAGUCAAUUUUAUUUGCCAAUCUCGUUUUGUGAGAGCGCUUGAUCUGAAUAUUUUACCAUUUUUCGUGUUUUGCCAAUCAAGGUGCAUCAUGUCUGAGUGGAUGGCGUAAAAUUUUAUUGAGACGAAGCGCAGGAAAAAGACGACGUUUCAUGUGAAGUAAAAAGAAAAAAAUUGUCUAUAUAUAUCAUAUAAGUAUGAUGCAUAUAAAGUUUUAACGUGAUUGAGUAUUUCAUUUAUUAUUAUAGUGUAACUUUAAGAGAAUCUUCCGUGACAUUUAAAGCAUAGAUUGAGAGAGAGAGAGAGAGAGGGAAAAAAAAAGUCGACGAGAAGAAGAAGAAAACAAGUUUGUAACAUCCGUAACAACAAUAUAAGCAAAGAAGUGUGAAGAAAGACAGGCAAUAUCGUGCGUUGCACAAAGAAAGAUUUGUCGCUGUUCAUGAAACGACAACAUGAAUCGAAUUCGGAACGUAUUUAUUCUGGCUCUAAUUGCAUGGCUAACAAAAUGUGGUCGUUGCAAUUUGCCGCCUAUUUUCACAGAAGACAUGAAUAAUUUAGCACUUUCCGAGGCAACACCAGUCGGAUGGAUUGUUUAUACAUUGGAAGGAUAUGAUCCGGAAGGCGGUGAAAUUACUUUUGGUUUGAUUGGCUCCGAAAACUUUGCAGUUGAUCCAAAAUCAGGCGAAGUAAAAGUCAUCAAGGCACUCGACCGUGAGACCAAGGAUACAUUAUCCUUUCUCGUUACGAUUAAAGAUAGAGUUAAUGCAUCUGGCGGUGACUCGGAACACGAUAAUUUAGUUCAAGUGCCAAUUAAAGUAAUUGUUUUAGAUGAAAACGACGUUGUUCCAGAAUUUCAAAAUGUGCCAUAUGAGACUGAAGUUUUGGAGAGCGCAACACCUGGAACAAGGAUAUUUAAUUCAAUUCUUGUAAUGGACAAAGACACAGUUGGCGAAAAUUUAAAUAUUACCUGUUUGACCGCACCACAGAAAAUUUUAAUUAAAUCACCUCAAUCAGCGUCAACGGUGCCAUCAAGAGCAGCUACCGACUCGUAUGAACAAUGCUCAAAAUUUGCAAUUGAAUUGAUUGAAAGCAAUCAGGAUCGACUAAAAGCAGCCAUUAUUUUAAAAGAGAAAUUGGAUUAUAACGAGCAAAUGAUAUAUCAUCUCAUUCUGACUGCAACGGAUGGAAUUCAUUCGGCGAGUACAGGUGUUGAAAUUCGAGUAAAGGAUGUUCAAAAUCGUCCGCCCGUGUUUCAAGGCUCAUUAGCAGCUGUCAUCAAUGAAGACAGUCCGAUUGGCACAUUAGUUAUGACCAUUCAAGCAAAAGACGGUGAUCACGGACAACCAAGAAAAAUCAUCUACGAUUUACUCACGAAUCCAAUGGAUUACUUUUUGUUGAAUGCAAAAACUGGAGAAUUGCACACAGCCCGUCCACUUGAUCGUGAGGCAUUGGCCGAUGCAACUGGCAUCAUUGUUUUGACUAUUCGGGCCCGUGAAUUGGUUGAUGGUCAACCAAGCAAUGAUAAUUCGACCGUUGCCAUAACACAAGCAUCAAUUACCAUUCAUGAUGUGAAUGAUUCGCCGCCGGUGUUCAACAAGAAAAACUAUUUCAUUUCCCUUGCUGAAAAUACACCAAUUGGUACACCAUUGCCAAUUGAAAUUAAUGUUCGCGAUCCAGAUGUGGGUCAAAAUUCAUUAUUUAGUCUGCGAUUGGAGGACGUGUCUGGUGUUUUUGAUGUUGAACCAAAGUUUGUGACUGGCUCUUCACCUGUUAGCAUUCGCAUCGCAAAUGGAACAUUAGACUAUGAGAACCCCAAUCAACGAAAAUUCAUUGUUUUGAUAAUUGCGGAGGAGACAGAGACCGUACAAAAACUAUCAUCAACAGCAACAUUGACUGUGACCGUUACCGAUGCAAAUGACAAUCGACCGAUUUUUGAACAAGAAUCGUAUUCGUUUGCAGUAAGCGAAACCGCACCAGUAAAUCAUUUGAUUGGCACUAUAACGGCCAAAGAUUUGGACUCGGCACAAUUUGGCACAAAUGGUAUUCGAUAUUCAUUAUCCGGUGCUGGUUCCGAGCUAUUUCGUGUUAGUAAUAAUGGUGCAAUAACAGUUGCCGAGUGCCGAAAUCCACAAAAUGGUCACAAUACCGAAAAGGAGUUGCAUCGCAAAAAGCGUGAAAUAAACAAACCACUGACAAAUGCCAAAAAAGUGAAUUUAACGAUUGUUGGUGAAACGGGUGUAAUUGAUGUUGAUGAUGAUGCGACAAGCAGUACCACUGAACUCUAUUAUCCAUAUGGAAAUGUUGAAGAAGUGACAUUUCGACCGUUUUUCAGCGUAAACGAUGAUUACAUGGUAAUGAGCGAUGACAGCGAUGAAGAAACCACAACCACCACCGUUGCCGCAUCCGAAACAAUGCACGAAAUCGAUGAAAAUCAUUCAAAUGAAUUGAACAGAAUUGAUGCACAACACUCGAGAAAAACAAUAAAACAAAACAGCACAUCGACGACAGCACACGAAAUUAAUGUGGGUGCUGGGCACGCACCAUGCUUAGAUUAUGAAACGCAGCCGGUCUACUUUUUAACGUAUAAGGCCACCGAUGAUAACGGCCUUGGACAAACAUCUGUUGUUUCAUUGCGAAUAACGCUAACCGAUUCGAAUGAUUCGCCGCCAGUGUGCGAAAGUGCGCUUUAUCGUGCUUCACUUGACGAAGGUGCCAUUUUCUUCGAUCCGCCGCUAUUCAUUAAAGUUCGUGAUGCAGACAGUAUAUCCGACAUUAGCUUCAGGAUUCGCGGUAAUGACAACGUUCUCGAUUUAUUCACUAUCGACAAACAUACGGGUCAAUUGUUCAUCAAGGAUACGGUCGCAUUAGAUGUAAACCAUUUGAAUUCGGAGAAUAUAUUUUUCAGCGUUGAGGCUGAUGACGGCGUAUAUUCCACUGUUUGCCAUGUAAAUAUAACAAUCCGCGACGUAAAUAAUCAUGCACCAAAAUUCGUUCGCGACAAUUACAUGGCAACUAUUGCAGAGAACACAGCAAUCGGUACUAUUGUGGAACGUGUUGAGGCAACCGAUUUAGAUACUGGAAUUAAUGCGAAAAUUCGGUACCGGAUUCAACAGGGGAGUUUCGAUGAUUUCACCAUCGACAACCAAACCGGAUUAAUAUCAAUCGCCCGAAAAUUGGACUACGACAAACGGGAAAACUAUCGCAUUGAAGUGGUCGCAUCGGAUUUGGGUAUACCAAGUCUAUCGGGAACGGCAACAGUUUCGAUUAAUUUGAUAAAUAGUAAUGAUAAAGAUCCAUUUUUCAUUCCGGCCACACAACGAGCUGAAGUUCGUGAAGAUGCUCCGAUUGGUAAACGAAUUUAUCAAUUGGUCGCUCAUGAUCCAGAUGUUGCAUCAAAUGAUGUUCUUACGUAUGAAGUGACCGAACCAAUAACAGCUGUCAAUAAAAAUGGAAAAGAGGUCACCGACUCGCAAACAUUCAAACAUUUAUUUGCUGUCGAUCGAUAUGGAAAUGUCACCGUCAAUGGUUUAUUGGACCGUGAUUUCUUUGCUGUCGUUCGUCUUACGGUUGUUGUAACCGACAUCACCGCACCCGAACUGCAGCAGGGCAAAGGGAUACUCAUCAUUACCAUAAUCGAAGUUAAUGAAAUGCCACCGGUAUUUGCUUUGCCAUGGACGCCAUCAACGCCGAAGCUCAUCUAUCAAAUGUUGGAAGAACAGCCGAUUGGUACAAAAUUAACGCAACUUCAAGCAACAGAUAGUGAUUCAAAUAUCGAAGCAUAUCAUCUGUCGGCGAAUGAUUAUCUUGAAAUAAAUAACCUUACAGGCAUCAUUACAACAAAAGCUCGCAUCGAUUAUGAAUCAAUAAAGCAAAUUUAUGUGAAUGCGUAUGUGACGGAUACGGGACUACCGCAAUUAACAUCCACCGCUGAAAUUAUUGUCGAUAUUGUCAAUGCAAACGAUAACGAACCGCACUUUUCACUGUCAGAGUAUCGUUUUACAGUGGCUGAAAAUUCACCGAAAGGAACGUACAUCGGUGAAAUCAAUGCGAAGGAUAAUGACGAUGGAAUCUUCGGAAAUGUAACUUACUCUUUGAUUGGAGACCAUAGUAAUAACUUCAAUGUGGAUUCCAUAUCGGGGGUGAUUACCGUGCAGAAUAGUUCAUUUUUAGAUCGAGAACGGUUGCCAGAAGUAAGCUUUUCAGCAGUUGCCAUUGAUAAAGCACCAAUCACCACAAGACACUCAACUCAUGUUCCGAUUUACAUUACUGUACAAGACAUGAACGACAAUAGUCCGGUAUUCACACAAAAAAGUUACUAUGCUUCCGUGGCUGAAAAUGCACAAUUAAAUCCACCAGCAGCAGUGCUCCAAGUGAAUGCCGUUGAUGCCGACGACGGCAUUUUUGGUGAAGUAAAGUAUGCUGUUGUUGGAAAUGACAAUAUGAUGUUCCAAUUGGAUCCAAACUCGGGCAUUUUGUAUCCGUCCCAAAGUCUAAAAGGCAAAACGGGCCAAUACAAACUAACUGUCGAGGGCCGAGAUGGCUUGGGUUUCGGGCCAAAUGCCGACAAAGCGGAUGUUGUGAUUGAUGUACAAACUGUGAACAAUUAUCGACCGAUUUUCAUUAUGCCAGCACUUUCGAAUGCGUCCGUUGAAAUUCAGGAAAAUCAUGCAACAAGUAAUUAUCUCGUAAUGACAGUAAAAGCAAGUGACGAAGAUACCGGCGAUAAUGGUUUGGUCAAGUACUAUUUGCAAGUGAAUAAUCAAAAUGUAUUGGAAACAGAUGAAUUUAAAAUUGACGAACACACUGGCGAAUUGGCAUUGAAAAAGGAUUUGAAUCGUGAAAAACAAUCAAAAUACGAAUUAGUACUGGUUGCCAGAGACCAAGGAACGCCAUCAUAUUUCGAGAGUUUACGUUUUCUAACGAUUUUAAUCGUUAGCGUAAAUGAAAAUAAAGCCGAAUUUCCGGACGCUUCAAAUCCAUAUAAAUUCUUUGUUGUGGAGAACAGCGACCGUGGCAUUCGUAUUGGUAAAAUUCAAGCAUAUCUUCGCGAUAAAGAUCCACACACACAUGUCUAUUACUAUAUGCUAUUGGGCAAUGAGAAUGGUGCAUUUUAUGUGGAUAAAAAAACGGGUGAUGUGUUCACGAAUCGAUCGUUAGACCGUGAAGAAGUGGAUACGUAUCAUUUGUACAUUUUGAGUAGCAAAAAAUCGGAUUUGCAUAUUUCUCGGCGCCAACGAGAUGAACUAUCGAUUGAGCAACUAGAACGUGAUAGUACCGUUGCAAAAGUACAAGUUAAAGUGAACGAUUUGAAUGACAAUGCACCGAAAUUUGAACAUGACGUUUAUUAUGCUGGAAUAAGUGCUGAAGCAGCCAUCAAUCACUUGGUGACAACAAUUAAUGCAACAGAUGCGGACAUGGGAACAAAUGGCACAUUUGACUUGAUUAUUGUCGCAUCGAAUUUAUACAAAUAUGGAUCUAGUCGAUCGGUUGGUUCAAUUGUACCGAGCCCGUUCAAAAUAUCAAAGGACGGCCGGUUAACAACGGCAGCAUUUAUGGGUGAAUAUGACCAAGAUCGAUUUGAGUUGACAAUCGUUGCUAAAGAAAUCGAACAUCCCGGCCGUGAAGCAUCGACAAAAGUUGUGAUUUGGGUAAUUCGACAAGAGCAAUUGGUGCGUGUAAUUAUGUCACGACCUCCAACCGAAGUGAUGAUGGAGCGAGAGGAACUUGUGUCCGAACUACGAAAUGCGACCGACAAACGUAUUGUUGUCGAUGAAAUACGGCAUCAUGUCAAUAGCAUGGGUCGCAUUCGAAUGGAUUGGUGUGACAUGUAUUUUCAUGCAGUCGAACCAGAUACCAGUUUAAUUGUACCCGUUGACGAUGUACUGAAAGGCAUUGACAAUAAUUAUGAUUUUUUGAAAGAUUAUUAUGCUGGAUUUGCAAUCGAAAACAUUAUUCCGGCCCAUGCUAAAUUCGUUGAAGAAGAAAUUGAUUUGGCAUUAGUUGGAUUGUUGGCACUUUUAGUGGUGUUAUUCAUUGGUGCGAUAAGUUUUAUGGUGCUUUGUUGUUGCUUGAAAAAUUGGAAUAUGAACAUACCACCGCAGACACGUCGCAAAGAAGCACUUAUCAAAAAACAAUUUAUUGAUGAACUCAGCACAACCGAAAACCCAUUGUGGAUCGAACAAAAAAUGAAAAUGUACGAAGAACAAGAGCUAACGAUGCAGGUGUUCUCCGAACCGGAAAUAGCGACCAAUGAAAGUGACGGAAUUCAACCGGCAUCUCCGUUUGGCCGUCGAGAUUCGUACGAAGUAUCUCAAAUGGGUGACAAUACAUAUGCAACCAUUCAGCCGCGACACGCAACACACUCGAAUGGCAACAGUACUGGACCACGGCUACGUAAUAGCAGUUCAGUGUCAACGAUUGGAAAUGGAGAAAUUGCUGAUUACGCCACACUUAGAAAUGUUACUAGUGUGCAUCCUCCAUCGACGACGCCACAUUAUGAGUUUACUGGUUCCACGUUCCAGGCUCUAUCUCACAAUGAUGACGGCACCUAUGUGGCCGAAAUCAUUUGACAUCAAAAUGCUCAACUGAGCGAUUUUAUCGUUUGGUAAACAUCGACUCAAUCAGUCACACGAAAUCGCAUAUACAAAGACGUAAAUCUAUUGCCAAUAAAAAGAAAACAAAACUCAUUUUCAAUUUUAAUCGUUAGUGAAUUUUACAAAGCAUACUUUUUAUGUAAUGUUAAGAGUAAACUGAUUUUAAUUUAAUGACAAAAUGAUGAUGAUUGUAUGUAAAAAGUAAUGAAAAAAGACAAUAAUUAAAUGGAAAAAAGAAAUAAAAGAAGAAAAGAUACUGAUUUUAUGUAAUUCA